Molecule: messenger RNA, 2667 nt
Organism: Cladocopium goreaui
Lineage: Eukaryota; Dinophyceae; Suessiales; Symbiodiniaceae
Source: the annotation of a GenBank genome assembly
AUGGCUGGUGAUGGUGGCGCGUUGGACGUGGCCCAGCUGAUACAAGCAGCUACAGACGCUGCUCGUGCUGCUGCUGAUGCGGCUGCAGCCCUUAGAGAUGUUCAGGCUAGUCGUGGAACUGGUUUGAGUGGAAAGGGGUUUAGUGAAGCCUCAAAAGUCAUUAGACAACCUGACCCGUUUGGUUCUGAAAACCACGAAGAAGAUCUUAGCAAGUGGCAAGACUUCACAGUGAACUUCAAAGCUUGGUUGUUCUAUGGUGAUAGUGGUUUUGAAAGUGACCUUCAUAGAGUCGAGACCAACUAUGCCUCAACUCCAAUAGAGUUUCCUAGAUCCGAGCCCAAUGACGUUCAAGAAAGAUGCAAGCAGCUUUUCAACAUCCUUACGGGGAUACUUCGUGGCAAGCCGUUGCGGCUACUGCGCCAAACUUCUGAGAGAAAUAGUUUCGAGGUUUGGAGAAAGUUGGUGCAACUCUUUUCACCAAAGACCAAAAGCAGGUCGAUUUCCUUGCUUGCUGCGUUGAUGAAUAUUCCAGCCUUCAGCCUGAAGGACAAAACCCUGAUGGACCAGAUCUUAGGCCUUGAACGCUUGAGAACUGAAUAUAUGAGAUCUUCUGGAACUGAUGUGGCUGAUGACCUGAUGUUGAGCAUCCUGGUCAAGUCGUUGCCAAAGGCAUUGCAGACCCACAUUCAGCUGCAGAUGACAGAGCACUCAACGUAUGCCCAGGUCAGGGAACUUGUCCUCAGCUACGAGUCAGUGACGACUACAUGGAGCGCUGGUCGAAUUCAUAGUGAACUUGGCAUUUUGCCAUCCAGCUCUACGGCUUCUUCUCCUGCCUACAAUGGACUGCAGUUGAAGCCUGGCGUCAGGAGCCACGCAGUGCCACGUGGAGACCCUUUCUUCGCAUCGUGCGAGAUUUCGGCACUGAACAAGAAGCUGCAGAGCAUCCUGCGAGGGUUCCGGUUGCAACUGACUCUGCUUUCCGAAUGGCAGGUCUCAGAGCUGCAAGCAGCAUUGACAACCGGCUGUGGCAGUGAGAUCCAGGUUAAAUACGCGCUGACAAGGCGCGCGCUCGCCUUCGAACAGGCGAAUCUGGUCAAGUUUGCCCUGAUGGAGGACGCAGAAACUGCUAUACGUCUCGAAGAGGACACCAAAAUUCAGAUUGAUGCUUUGUUGCCUGUCCACAACCGUUACGAUCCGAAGAACAGAGACCAUGAACAUGAAGGUUGGGGUUUUGACACCAGCACUGGCACUUUCAAUACAGCUAAAGAAGCUGAAUACCCCGACGAAAUGUGUCAAGUCUAUGCUGAGAUUGUUUCAAAAAUUGCUCAAAACCGUGGCGUUGUUGUAGAUGAUUUCACAGCCAAAUCUUCAGCCACGGGCCCACAGACACAGAAACGAGGACGUCGGGUGCAUGCUGACUGGAAGAAGCUGAAACCUAUUUUCAAAACUACUUGCGUGGAUUUGCAGAGUGCAUACAAGCAACUGGCAGUCGCCCCUGCGGAACACAAACGUACGGUGGUGACUUUGUGGGACAGAGACAAAAGAGAACCUGCAUGUUAUGUGUCCCGAGUUUUGCCGUUUGGGGCCUCGGCCAGUGUGCACCACUUCCUUAGAGUCAGCGCCUUCCUACACGCUGCUGGUCUGCGCAUGGGCCUGUGUUGGGCCGCUUACUUCGAUGACUUUGCAGUCCUUACGCAUGAGUGCCAUGAGAAAAGUUCUUUACAUGCAGCCCUGGGCCUUUUUGACAUACUUGGUUUCCAAUACAGUGCGGAUAAAUUAUCUCCUUUCUCAGAUGUCACUGAGUUGCUUGGUGUGGAGAUCGACUUGACAGAAGUGACAGGUGGUUUCGUAAAAGUUCAGAAUAAGAAAUCACGUGUUGACGAAACGGUUGAAUUUUUGGAAAAGAUGCUUGCUGAACGAUUUUUGGUGGUGAGCGAAAUGCCUAGCAAGCUUGGAAAACUGCAAUACGCCGAAGCCCAGUUGUGGGGAAGAACAGGCAGGUUGGCGCUUGCUGACUUACGAAGAGCAACGAGUCUGGGCAAAGACCAAGUUACAAUCGAUGACAGAGCCUGCAAGGCGAUCCAACUUUUGCUUCAUAGAUUGUCCUGUGGAAAACCCAGAACUUUGAGAAUAUCCAAAAAGAGCAAGCCGGUCAUCCUUUUCACUGACGGAUCCCUUGAGACUGAGCAUGGCAGUGCGGUCGCCCGCAUUGGAGGCGUUUGCAUUUCGGCUGAAGGAACUUUCGUUUUUGGAGCAAGGGUUCCCGACGAGCUUCUAGACCUGUGGAGAGAACAUGGUGAAAAGGAGCACGUCAUAGGCCUUGUCGAACUUUACGCAGUCCUCGUUGCCAUGAACACUUGGUCUCAUUUGAUCACUGGUGAACGACUUCUGAUUUUUGUUGAUAACUGGCCGGUCGUUGACGCACUCGUGAAAGGUGUAUCAACUCAGAUGACUUGGCGAGACAUGCUUAUGGUUUUUGAAGAGUUGGAUGAAAAACAACAAUCCCUGCAUUGGGUGGGACGAGUGCCGUCAGCUAGCAACCCGGCUGACCCACCAAGCAGGGGCACCUUAGCAGGGCUGGAAUUUUUGAGACCUUUUUCGACUUGCGAAGGCAAGUGUCCCAUCACGCUCAAACAACUCCAGUCAAUUGUGAAAGAAUGCAGCUGA